Molecule: messenger RNA, 1004 nt
Organism: Pocillopora verrucosa
Lineage: Eukaryota; Metazoa; Cnidaria; Anthozoa; Scleractinia; Pocilloporidae
Product: centrin-3
Cellular component (GO): myosin II complex
Molecular function (GO): calcium ion binding
Source: RefSeq, a predicted model, not a curated record
CCAAAGCAACCAGCGCUUGAUUACUGCCGAACGCCACGAACGGUAGCGUAAUAAAAAAUACCGUAAUUUUUUUUACAAUUUAAUCAAAAGCUCAACAGAAAGCGACGAUGAGUCUUUCAUUGAAGACGCCUGAUUUCAGCAAAGGAAGAGGCUCUAAAGGCAAGCGGCGGGAGCUGGGCGAAGAACAAAAGCAAGAAAUCAAAGAGGCGUUUGAUUUAUUUGAUACGGAUAAGGAUCGUGCUAUAGAUUAUCACGAACUGAAGGUUGCAAUGAGAGCUCUUGGAUUUGAUGUGAAGAAAGCAGAUGUUCUGAAAAUCAUGAAGGACUAUGACAGAGAAGCUUCAGGCAAAAUUACAUUUGAUGACUUCAAUGAAGUCAUGACAGAUUGGAUGCUGGAUAGGGAUCCACAGGAAGAAGUGUUCAAGGCAUUCAGAUUAUUUGAUGAUGAUGACAGUGGCAAAAUUAGUCUCAGGAAUCUGAGACGAGUAGCAAGAGAACUGGGAGAGAAUAUGACAGAUGAGGAGCUUAGAGCUAUGAUUGAUGAGUUCGAUAAAGAUGGAGAUGGAGAAAUAAAUGAGGAAGAAUUUCUGGCCAUCAUGACAGGAGAUACAUAAAGACAGGCACCUUUGGAAAAAAAUAUAUACUUGUAUAUUUUGCUGGAAAAUCUGUGAACAUGCCCUUUAACAAUAAGAUAUUUUUUUUACCAGGAAUAAGCAGACAUGUUGUAAAUUGUACUUUCACUUAGCAAUUUGUAAAUUGUUUAUGCUAAUGGCAAUGCAUACCUAUUUUUAAUUUACUUACUUAAAAAUCAAAGGAAAAUUAGAUUUGGGUUGAUGUAUCCCAAAAUGUGGUGUCAUCAAAUGUUUUGAAGAUGUGAUCUUGGCUGAUUCCAAUACUGAACAGAAUAUAUGAAAGUAUUUAGCUUUUUUUUAAUUGUAUUAUUUAUUAUGACAACGCCAUUGUAGAUAUUUUAUUACUUCUUAAUAAAAAACUAAACUGUUUCA